AGAGCGGAAGACUGGAAGUAGUGAUUUUCGUUCAGUCUGGCAGCCCUGCCUGUAAGCCCUCUUGGUCAGCGACGGGAAAGGAGGGGCAUGCCCCUUUAGAUACUGAAGGGCCACUCUCAGCUCUCCCUGGAGCCUUCUGCUCUCCAGGCUGCACACCUUCGCAGCCCUUCUCUCAGCCUCUCCUGAUAGAGAAGGUGUUCCAUCCCUUAAGUUAGUUUUGCAACCCUCCUCUGGGCACACUCUGACUAUGGACCUGUCCUUCCUCCCAAGGGGACAAGAAGGGAUGUGGUACAGUAAUGCCCUACUUGGAGCUGCACCUUACCAGCAGCAUCAGCUAGAAGGGCUGGAGAGCACUUUGCUUGCACUUUGCUCCCUCUCCAUUGGUCACCCAGCUCAGUUCAGCAAGGUGGUUGGGAUGGGGAUGUGUGUACAGCCAGGCGCCGGGGCACUGGAGCAGAACGAAAGGCGCUUGAUCCCCACGUCCAGGCAAGGGGCGGUGCGGUGCAGCCCGGCCUCUCAGGGGACAGCCGGGCACUGCGGCAGCAUGCAGGGGCUGCUGCUGUGCGGGGGGUGGCUGCUGGCUGCUGGCUACGUGCUGGGUGGCUGCCGGCACCGCUGUUGCCCAGGCAGGAACAACGCCUGCUGGGCCAGCAGUGCACGCCACACUCGCUGCUAUUGCGACUCGUACUGUGAGAGGACAGGUGACUGCUGCCAGGACUACCAGGCUGCGUGCCGCCGUGCUGCAGUGGGCUGUGCAGUGGGGCCGUGGGGGCCCUGGAGCAGCUGCAGCUCCCCAUGCGGGGUGGGCAGCAAAGACCGCAGCCGCCAGGUCACCGUGCCCCCCCAGCACGGCGGGGAGCCCUGUCCCGACCUCAAGCAGCGCCGUGGGUGCCUGGGGGAUGACCCGGCCUGUGAGGCUGCCAAAGGGGUGGCCAAACUGCUCCCCGAUUCCUUCAGCCCAGACAUCAGGGAUCCCUGGCGCAGAACUGGGAUGCAGCAGUCAGAGGAGUCACCCAGCUCCCACCUCCCCAUCUCCUGCAGCUUUUUCCGCCUGACGCAGGUGGCAGCUGCCUGUCGUGGGCAGCCCUGGAGCCGCAGGCUACAGAGGGACAGGCGGGUGUGCGUUGAGUGCUGGGGGGACACAGCCCAUGGGCAUCCCCAGUGUGAUGGAUAUGGGGUGCAAGGAGCCAGGACGUUUUGGGUGGCCACCUUCAUAGCAGGGUGCCAGGGCUCGUGGGUGCGGGAGGCUCUGCAGGAGGGCUGCGCCUGUCCACCCCCAGCAUUCAUCUUUGUAUAGGUGAGCAGAGCCCAAUUCCUUUAAGGGCAUCUCGGCUGCUUGGUGUGGUGUGAGGAGCACAAUUAAAGGUGGCACCGAAAGCAAGGGCAUGG
Molecule: messenger RNA, 1389 nt
Organism: Tympanuchus pallidicinctus (lesser prairie-chicken)
Lineage: Eukaryota; Metazoa; Chordata; Aves; Galliformes; Phasianidae
Product: somatomedin-B and thrombospondin type-1 domain-containing protein-like
Source: RefSeq, a predicted model, not a curated record